This is a messenger RNA of Danaus plexippus (monarch butterfly), 2012 nucleotides long. RefSeq names its product fumarate hydratase, mitochondrial-like. Gene Ontology annotation, molecular function: fumarate hydratase activity. The record is from RefSeq and is a predicted model, not a curated record. Gene Ontology annotation, cellular component: mitochondrion; tricarboxylic acid cycle heteromeric enzyme complex. NCBI's taxonomy places the organism in Eukaryota, Metazoa, Arthropoda, Insecta, Lepidoptera, Nymphalidae. Gene Ontology annotation, biological process: fumarate metabolic process; malate metabolic process; tricarboxylic acid cycle. The coding region runs from base 106 to 1608 and encodes 500 amino acids. The transcript has 10 exons.
UUUAAAAUCCGAAUUUAUCUGAAAGGUACGCUCACGACUUGUCAGCCGUCAGAUAUUGUCAAUGUUGAAGAAAACGUAGCCUAAAACUAAAAGAAAUAAUUAACCAUGGCUACUACAAUGUUUAAAUUGUCGUCUGCCUUAAUUAAUUCGUCAAAAAACUAUAGGUAUGUCGUGGGACUUAUCAACAAAUGCAACAUCUCAACCACCUCUACCAGACUGCGUAAAGAGCGUGAUACUUUCGGCGAGCUGGAUGUGCCUGAUGACAGGCUGUAUGGCGCCCAAACGGUCAGGUCCGUCAUGAAUUUCCCCAUCGGUGGCAUCGAGGAAAGAAUGCCGUACCCUGUCAUCGUGGCCUUUGGUAUCCUGAAGAAGGCUGCUGCUAAAGUGAACACGGAAUAUGGCUUGGACAAGAAAAUUGCGGAUGCGAUCAUCGAGGCGUGUGAUGACGUCAUAUCCGGGAAGCUGUACCGAGAAGGCCACUUCCCCCUCGUCAUCUGGCAGACUGGAUCUGGCACACAGUCCAACAUGAACACCAAUGAGGUGAUAUCCAACCGAGCCAUUCAGAUCCUGGGUGGUAAGCUUGGCUCUAAGACGCCCGUUCAUCCCAACGACCACGUGAACAAAUCUCAGAGCUCCAACGACACCUACCCAGCGGCGAUGCACAUCGCUGUGGCCAUGGAGCUGAGGGAUAGGCUGAUGCCCGGUCUCGUAGCGCUGAGGGACACCCUCGAGAAGAAGUCCAAGGAGUUUGAGAAGAUCAUCAAGAUCGGAAGAACCCACUUGAUGGAUGCCGUUCCUCUCACCCUCGGCCAGGAGUUCAGCGGGUACGCGACCCAGCUCACGUACGGGAUAGAGCGAGUGUGCACCACGCUGCCUCGACUGCACUACCUGGCCCUGGGCGGAACGGCGGUCGGCACGGGACUCAACACCAGGAAGGGAUUCGCUGAGAAAUGCGCUAAGGAAAUCGCCACACUUACUGGCAUCCCCUUCGAAACCGCCCCCAACAAGUUCGAGGCCCUGGCGGCCCACGACUCCAUGGUGGAGGUCCACGGGGCCCUCAACACCAUAGCGGUGUCCCUGAUGAAGAUCGCCAACGACAUCCGCAUGCUGGCUUCCGGUCCGCGCUGCGGCCUCGCCGAGUUAAUGCUGCCUGAGAACGAGCCCGGAUCCUCUAUCAUGCCGGGCAAAGUGAACCCGACUCAGUGCGAAGCGCUUACAAUGUUGGCCGCUCAGGUGAUGGGUAACCACGUGGCCUGCACCAUCGGUGGCAGCAACGGACACUUUGAACUGAACGUCUUCAAGACAAUGAUGGUGGCCAACGUACUGAGAUCCAUUAGGCUUAUCGGCGACGGCUGCCAGGCGUUCAACAAGAACUGCGCUGUCGGCAUUCAGGCUAACAUUGCACAGAUCAAUAAGAUCAUGAAGGAGUCACUAAUGUUGGUGACGGCACUCAAUCCACACAUUGGAUAUGAUAAGGCUGCGUUGAUCGCUAAGACAGCACACAAGGAAGGUGGAACCCUGAAGGACACGGCUAUCAAACUAGGAAUCCUCACCGCUGAACAGUUCGACCAAUGGGUCAGGCCGGAGGACAUGCUCGGCCCCAAGUAGAAAGUAUUUAUAUGUAUCGCCUGUAUUAUAAAACCUUCAUUCUAAACGUGUGUCAGACAUUUUGAUGUCUUGGUCACUAAACAAAUUAUCAGGUAACAUUAUAUUUAUAUUUAUAUUUAUAUAUAUAUAUAUAUAUUGUAUGGCCAUCAUCAAAAGUCCAAUACAAAGUGUUUAGAAUGAACGCGUAAAUGUCUGUCCCGUUAAUGUAUUGCUACAAUUGUAUAGAAAAUAUUGAAGGACAUUAAAAAAUCAAAACAAUGAAGGUGAAUUACGUUUAAUUGUGAAAAAAAAGGUGUAAUUUAUUUAACUAUGCUCAUUUAUUAUAUUAACUCAUAACAACACUGAUGCUCUGGAAUGUUUCAGCGACUUAUGUUGAUGUUACAAAUAAAUAAAUUUUAGUACAA